This is a messenger RNA of Sabethes cyaneus, 2062 nucleotides long. RefSeq names its product DNA polymerase alpha subunit B (gene DNApol-alpha73). The transcript has 5 exons. Gene Ontology annotation, cellular component: alpha DNA polymerase:primase complex. Gene Ontology annotation, biological process: DNA replication; DNA replication initiation. The record is from RefSeq and is a predicted model, not a curated record. Lineage: Eukaryota; Metazoa; Arthropoda; Insecta; Diptera; Culicidae. Gene Ontology annotation, molecular function: DNA binding. Bases 66 to 2048 code for a protein of 660 amino acids.
UGAUUUCUACAUGUUUUCGCCUUAUUGAAUCUAUGUUAAGUGAAGUAGUGUAAAAGUCAUACGAAAUGGUAACGCUUGCAAGCAUAAAAGAACAAUUUGACGAACUUGGCAUCGAACCAUCAGAGGAGGUAGCGAAUAAAUGUAUCGAAAUCUGCCUCCGGCACGAUAUAGAGGACCCAGUCGAGUUCGUGGAGCAAUGGAUGGCCUACAGUGUAUCCAAGCUGAAUGGGGCAGAACCUACGGUAGAGUUUCUGCGGGAUAUGGAAUCACACGAGUAUUCAAAUAGGGCACGAAAACCGGCAGCACCAUCGGUUUUGAAUCGCAUUCGCUACAGCGAGGGCUUACCGACUUCCCCACGAUCGCGGACCUCGGAUUCAGGUGCGAGCAAAGACGGCAUUGGUCAAGCCGGCAGCUCCGCUGCUGGAGGUUUAGUCAUCUAUAAUAAUGCUGAGCUGGAUUCCGUGGAAAAUGACGUGCUUGGAUCUUACGGUUGCAUCACUCCGAAGGCCAAAAAAGCAGUCUCUCGGCUUCACGCUCAAACUCCGGACCGAAACAAGGCCCAAUUUUCGCCAGCCAGUUAUUCGCCCCUUUCCUCGUCGAAACGUUCGGAGCAGGAUGGUCCCAGCAGAUCGGGCAACGUGGUGUACACCUUCGGAAGUGCGCAUCUGCUCAAGCAAACCAACUGGUCGACGGCAUCAUCGGCGUCGGACGACCAAAGUCGAAGACCGCUCUCGAUCGAGGUACGGCUCUACAAGGGCAAUCAGCUGACGGCAGAGGAUAACCCUCGCGAGGAGGGAUCGUGCUAUAUGAGCGACGAGUGCAAGUACAUGUACGAUUCGAGCUACGAUCGAGUGCUGAUUCUGGGUGAUCGAAUCUACGAAGGAGGCAAGCAAAUCUGCCAGAGGUUAGCCGAACGAAGAAAGCAAGAUGCCGAACAAAGGGAAGCGAGCGAGGAGGAUGCGAUUCCACGGGAUGAUCGUGAGGCAAGUCUGAUUGAGGAGGUUUCCAUUCAUCAUGUCGAUUUUCCCAGCACGGAUAGGAUAUGUGUAUUGGGAAGGAUUGUUAUUCAACCGGACAAGAAGGAUGAUUAUCUGGCCAUCGUAGAUUUCGAUGAACUAACGCUCCGUUAUACAAAGUUGGAUUUCAGUAAGAUGAAAUCGUGGUCCGUUUUUCCUGGUCAGACAGUUGUUCUGGAAGGUGUCAAUCCUCGUGGUACAGUGUUUGAAGUGCACAAAAUCCACUUUGAACGGAAGCUGCAGCUUCCGGUAGCUCCAGUAGACCUAGGCAGGCAGCUAAACAUUGUGAUAGCAUCUGCUCCUUUCACCGAACAGGAAGACCUACUGUACGAAAAGCUGUCCGAUCUGUUAGCCUACUGUAGUAACAAUAAUCCGGAUGUACUUAUCCUUACGGGCCCAUUUGGUAGUGCGAGUAACGCACUGUUUAGCACAAUUGCCGAGCCUUUUGAGGCGUACUUCGAAAAGAUCAUGACCAACAUUAUGAGUUCAAUCUCGGCAAGCACGGAAGUCCUGGUUGUGGCUAACCAUGACGACAUUAUGUCCAUGUUUGUCUAUCCCUCGUUUCCGUAUAGAAUAAAUAAAUUUUUCAAAAAUCUUCAUUUCUUACCCGAUCCGUGCGUGGUAUCGAUAAACGGAUUCGAGAUCGCCAUCACGACAGUGGACAUCAUCAAAGAUUUGAGCGAUGCAGAGGCUGGCGAAAAUCGCGCCGGAGAUAAGGUUAAGCGAGCGUUCAGUUACGUUUUUCAUCACCAGACGUUUUAUCCGCUCAACCCGCCACCGGAGAAUGUUCCCCUCGACGUCGACCUACUGAACGAGUUCGGCAAUUUGCCCAGGGUGCCGAAUGUGAUGAUAUGCCCAAGCGAUCUAAAGUGUUUCGUUAGGGAUGUGAAUGGUUGUGUCUGUAUCAAUCCGGGCCACCUAUCGGACCCUGGCACCGGCGAAGGGACUUUCGCCCGAGUGGUAGUGCAUCCGCCGGAAGCGGAAACGGCUGCGCCGUUCAGCUACAUCGCUUGCCAGGUGGUUAAGUCUUAGCUGGUGAACAGUAG